AUGGGCGUACCCAACGUCGCUGCUGCGAGACACCCGGGGAGCCAAGCAACACCUUGGGCCAGCGGCAAAACUUGCCAGCGAGAUGGCCCCAUCCACGCUAUUAGCCAUUCAGAAGCCGAAGCCAGCACCAAGUCUAGGCUACAACAGCAGCUCGGCUUGGACACACUUUGCCACCCAGUCAACACGAACCAACCCAACCUCAACCUUACCCAACCCAACCUUACCGCCGUUCACAGAUACACAAUUUCCAUGGACAAGCAACGGGGCGAGCGGAGGCGGCAUAGGAACGCUUAUCGGACACUAUCCGUGUUAGAUGGUUCGUUCCGACGUCACAUGCCAGAAGACAUCUUCUCAGAACGGAAGCUGGUCGCGAGGAGAAAUCCACUGUUUGCUUCGGCAUCUCUAUGUUUCGAUAUCCAGAUCUGCGACCGGUUCAUCAUUCUCCCUCGCGAGGAAUUCUGA
Messenger RNA from Paracoccidioides brasiliensis Pb18, 462 nucleotides. RefSeq lists its product as uncharacterized. The transcript is spliced from 2 exons. The coding region runs from base 1 to 462 and encodes 153 amino acids. The record is from RefSeq and is a predicted model, not a curated record.